CUCAGCCUUUCAGGCCCCAGGAAGCUUCCCUGGCCAGGGGAAUGGCUGAGAGGGGAAGCUCCACGGCAUUGGCUCUAGAGAGGUCUGUGUAGAUAACCCCAUGGAAGAGGCAGCGGUGGAGAAACACACGAAACCCCGACUUCCUCUGUAUAGUGCAGGUUCUCAACCACAAGCCCCAAGCAGAGGGGCAGGUAGCACGCGCCUAGCAGCUGGUGCACCAGUCCAACCAUGCUCCCUGAGAUCAGUGAACGUCUGGUCCUAAGCCCUGAAAGUUUCCCAUGGCUGGAAAACUAUAGCUCUUUGAUCGACUAUGUAGGAGAAAAUGACAGCGACUUGUGCUGCGAAGCCCCACCCUGCCUACAAGACUUCAGCGUGAGCUUUGACCGGGCCUUCCUGCCAGCCAUCUACGGCAUCCUCUUUGUGCUGGGGCUACUGGGCAAUGGCGCGGUGGUGGCUGUGCUGCUGAGCCAGAGGGCAGCCCUGAGCAGCACCGACACCUUCCUGCUCCACCUGGCCGUGGCUGAUGCCCUGCUGGUGCUAACCCUCCCCCUCUGGGCAGUGGACGCUGCGAUCCAGUGGGUCUUCGGCUCUGGGCUCUGCAAAGUGGCAGGUGCCCUCUUCAACAUCAACUUCUACGCUGGGGCCCUCCUGCUGGCCUGCAUCAGCUUCGACCGGUACCUGAGCAUAGUGCAUGCCACCCAGCUCUACCGCCGGGGGCCCCCCACCCGCGUGGCCCUCACUUGUGUCAUUGUCUGGGGGCUCUGUCUGCUCUUUGCCCUCCCUGAGUUCAUCUUCUUGUCGGUCCACCGUGACUACCGCCUCAAUGUCACUCAGUGCCAGCACGACUUCCCGCAGGUGGGCCGCACAGCUGUGCGCCUAGUGCAGCUGGUAGCCGGGUUCCUGCUGCCCCUGAUGGUCAUGACCUACUGCUAUGCCCGAAUCCUAGCUGUGCUGCUGGUCUCCAGGGGCCAGCGGCGGCUGCGAGCCAUGCGGCUGGUGGUGGUGGUAGUGGUGGCCUUUGCCCUCUGUUGGACCCCUUACCACCUGGUGGUGCUGGUGGACAUCUUCAUGAACAUGGGGGCCUUGGCCCGAGACUGUAACCGAGAAAGCCGUGUGGAUGUGGCCAAGUCCAUCACCUCUGGCCUGGCCUAUAUGCACUGCUGUCUCAAUCCGCUGCUCUACGCCUUCGUGGGUGUCAAGUUCCGAGAGCGGAUGUGGAUGCUACUUUUGCGCCUGGGCUGCCCUGGCCAGAGCGGGCACCAGCGGAACCUGCCGUCUUCCCGCCGGGAUUCAUCCUGGUCUGAGACCACAGAGGCCUCCUCCUUCCAGGGCUUGUGAGGCUGGGCUGGGGGCAAGCCUUUCACCACGCAGCCUGACUCCCCGCCAUUCCAGGCUCUUCCCUCCCUCUGCCCAGGGUCUGGCUCCCCAGAUGUACAUUCCUGGGGUUUCCUGGUAGCCCCAGCACUGCCAGAUCUCCCAGGGGGCACCCUCCUGACUCCGGGGACUUUGCUGCUCCUUAGUUGCCAAGCCCCCUUGUGCCAAUUCAGAGUUGGUUGCCCAGAGCCCCACCAUCUUCUUUAUGCAGUAACUAGACCUUGGCCAGACCUUGGCCUUCCCCAUAUGCAAGGAGCUUGAGGCACACAGUAUGGUGGAAGCUGCCCCUGUGGGGCCUUGGCCCAGACCUCCAGCCCAGCAGUGACUAGCUAUGACCCCCCAAACCUCUGUAUUUGCUCACUUUUAUGUCCAAAGUUCUGCUUAAAACUUUUCAAUAAACAGCAGUGUAAAGUA
Messenger RNA from Phyllostomus hastatus (greater spear-nosed bat), 1788 nucleotides. RefSeq names its product C-X-C motif chemokine receptor 3 (gene CXCR3). Bases 229 to 1338 code for a protein of 369 amino acids. The record is from RefSeq and is a predicted model, not a curated record. Gene Ontology annotation, biological process: immune response; regulation of leukocyte migration; chemotaxis. NCBI's taxonomy places the organism in Eukaryota, Metazoa, Chordata, Mammalia, Chiroptera, Phyllostomidae. Gene Ontology annotation, molecular function: C-X-C chemokine receptor activity. The transcript has 2 exons. Gene Ontology annotation, cellular component: membrane.